Messenger RNA from Carassius carassius (crucian carp), 1148 nucleotides. RefSeq names its product distal-less homeobox 1a (gene dlx1a). The coding region runs from base 27 to 785 and encodes 252 amino acids. Lineage: Eukaryota; Metazoa; Chordata; Actinopteri; Cypriniformes; Cyprinidae. Gene Ontology annotation, molecular function: DNA-binding transcription factor activity, RNA polymerase II-specific; RNA polymerase II cis-regulatory region sequence-specific DNA binding. The transcript has 3 exons. The record is from RefSeq and is a predicted model, not a curated record. Gene Ontology annotation, biological process: negative regulation of transcription by RNA polymerase II; embryo development; cell differentiation.
AGAGAGAGAGAGAGAGAGCGAGAGACAUGACCAUGUCUACAAUACCAGAGAGUCUUAACAGCCCAGUCUCAGGAAAGAGCGUGUUCAUGGAAUUUGGGCCACCAAGUCAGCAAAUGUCGCCUUCAUCAAUGAGCCACGGACAUUAUUCAAUGCACUGUUUACACUCGUCCGGUCACCCGCAGCACGACAGCGCGUACAGCCCGGCUACGUCCUUCGCCAGAUCUCUGCCUUAUCCAUACGUCAACUCGGUCGGUAGCCAUUCCUCCAGUCCGUACCUCAGCACCGUGCAGACUUACCCAAACAACUCGGCUUUGGCGCAGACGAGGCUGGAGGACCCAGCGCCGGAGUCAGAGAAAAACACCGUGGUGGAGGGAGGAGAGGUUCGUUUCAACGGGAAAGGCAAAAAGAUCCGCAAACCCCGGACCAUCUACUCCAGCCUCCAGCUGCAGGCUCUGAACAGGAGGUUCCAGCAGACUCAGUAUCUGGCUCUACCGGAGAGAGCCGAGCUCGCCGCGUCCCUGGGGCUCACGCAGACACAGGUGAAGAUCUGGUUUCAGAAUAAACGCUCCAAGUUUAAGAAACUGAUGAAGCAAGGCGGAGGAACAAUAGACACGAACGCUUUGGCAAACGGGCGCGGACUGUCCACCGGAUCUCCAUCCCUUGCGGCCGUCUGGAACUCAACAGCCAGCGUCAAAACAUCCACACCGACCUCGUAUAUUCCCAGUUACACCUCGUGGUAUCCCACAUCACACCAGGACACUAUGCAGCAGCCGCAGCUCAUGUGAACCAGCACUGCUGACACAACCCCGCCCCUCUCUCCACCGAUGGCCCAGUUCAGGGGAGCCGACACAAGGCCGGUCUCUCUGCGGCCGGAGACCCGGAGACACUCUCUAAAGACACCUGCUGACACACCGGCCGGCGUGGACUGAACGAGGGUCGUCUGCUCCGGAGAGGAAGCAAGUCUCUUUUUGAAUCGAAGGGAAUGCCGGGAAAGUGGGUCAAAUCAAAGCCUCUACUCUCCCCCUUACCGUGACUUUUUUGUUGUGUAAAAAAGAAAAAGAAAAAAAAUUGUAUUUCAGUUUCUUUAAAUUUGUAAUUUCCCGUGAUCAAUUUGGAAUUACCGGUUGGUCCAUCCACAACACAGUGCU